Messenger RNA from Cariama cristata (Red-legged seriema), 684 nucleotides. RefSeq names its product 4-hydroxy-2-oxoglutarate aldolase 1 (gene HOGA1). NCBI's taxonomy places the organism in Eukaryota, Metazoa, Chordata, Aves, Cariamiformes, Cariamidae. The record is from RefSeq and is a predicted model, not a curated record. Gene Ontology annotation, biological process: N-acetylneuraminate catabolic process. Gene Ontology annotation, molecular function: 4-hydroxy-tetrahydrodipicolinate synthase activity; N-acetylneuraminate lyase activity.
AUGGUGCUCAGCAUCUGCCUCGCCUCAUCCCUCCGGCCUGCCCUGGUGGCUCUACGCCGGGCAGCCCCCAGGCAGCACCGGGGGCUCAGCACCCCCCCAGGACCGGGGCACACACUCGACCUUGGGGGCAUCUUCCCACCCCUCACCACCCCCUUCUCGCCCACGCAGGAGGUGGACUAUGCCCAGCUGGAGGGGAACCUGCGUCACUAUGCCAGCAUCCCUUUCCGAGGGCUGGUGGUGCUGGGCUCCAACGGAGAGUACCCCUACCUGGCACCCCGCGAGCGGCUGGAGGUGGUGGGCUGCGCGCGCCGGGCUCUACCCAGGGACCGCCUGCUGCUGGCCGGCUCAGGCUGCGAAUCCACCCAGGCCACUAUCGAGCUGACAGUCAGUAUGGCAGAGGCGGGGGCUGACAUGGCAAUGGGCGUCGCCGACGCAUCCCCCAUCCCCGUGGUGCUCUACAGUGUCCCCGCCAACACCAGCCUGGACCUGCCCUUGGAGGCUGUCCUCGCCCUGGCUCAGCACCCCAACAUCGUUGGGAUCAAGGAUAGCGGUGGGGAUAUUACCCGCAUGGGGCUGAUGGUCCACAAGAUUUUUUUCCAGGUGCUGGCGGGAUCGGCCGGGUUCCUGCUGGCAAGCUAUGCCCUGGGUGCCUCUGGGGGGGUCUGUGCCCUCGCCAAUGUCCUA